Homalodisca vitripennis (glassy-winged sharpshooter) is the source of this 649-nucleotide messenger RNA. Its product is annotated as LIM homeobox transcription factor 1-alpha-like. NCBI's taxonomy places the organism in Eukaryota, Metazoa, Arthropoda, Insecta, Hemiptera, Cicadellidae. The transcript is spliced from 3 exons. The record is from RefSeq and is a predicted model, not a curated record. The annotation marks the transcript as partial. Gene Ontology annotation, molecular function: RNA polymerase II transcription regulatory region sequence-specific DNA binding; DNA-binding transcription factor activity, RNA polymerase II-specific. Gene Ontology annotation, cellular component: nucleus. Gene Ontology annotation, biological process: neuron differentiation; regulation of transcription by RNA polymerase II.
AGGUGACGGGGCCCAAGUGCGAGAAGACUUACGAGAUGUGCGAAGGUUGCGGACAGAAGAUACACGACAGGUUCCUGAUGCGAGUGGGUGACGCGAGUUGGCACGAACAUUGUCUGGCCUGCAGCGUCUGUGGUGUACUCCUCAGCCACUCUUGCUACUGGAGAAGGAACAAACUCUACUGUGAAUCAUGUUACAGAGGUGACGGGGCCCAAGUGCGAGAAGACUUACGAGAUGUGCGAAGGUUGCGGACAGAAGAUACACGACAGGUUCCUUAUGCGAAGGUGACGGGGCCCAAGUGCGAGAAGACUUACGAGAUGUGCGAAGGUUGCGGACAGAAGAUACACGACAGGUUCCUGAUGCGAGUGGGUGACGCGAGUUGGCACGAACAUUGUCUGGCCUGCAGCGUCUGUGGUGUACUCCUCAGCCACUCUUGCUACUGGAGAGGGAACAAACUCUACUGUAAACCAGACUACGACAGACUGUUUGGCGUGAAGUGUUCACGGUGUGGGGACCGCCUGCUGCCUCACGAGAUGGUGAUGAGAGCCCAAGCCCUGGUGUACCACCUGCCCUGCUUUAUAUGUGUAAUCUGCUGCCAGCCACUACAGAAGGGAGAACAGUUCGUGCUCCGUGGUCGUCAGCUCUUCUGUCG